Molecule: messenger RNA, 563 nt
Organism: Rubroshorea leprosula
Lineage: Eukaryota; Viridiplantae; Streptophyta; Magnoliopsida; Malvales; Dipterocarpaceae
Source: the annotation of a GenBank genome assembly
GGGAAAUAAUUUGUUGUGGAGUCAUCAUCAUUCGGUAGAAUGGGGCCACGCAGGGUCAAGCACAUGGCAAAUUGACACAAAUUCUCAUUUGGCACAUGGUGGGUCCUAGUUAUGGUACCUACUGUCUUGUCAACAUGUCUCAAACUCAUUGACGAUUGGAGUGCUCCUUCGGCCAUCACAAUUUCUUCUUCCCUACCAAGCAAUCUCAGCUGAGAACCCCGCCACACAAACCUAUGGUACGACUCUAAAGAUGACAUAUAGUGAAUUUGAUAUAACUAGCUUAUAAUCGGUGCCUUUAACAUUGAUAUGGAUGGAUAGGUGUAGGUUGAAAUUGCUUUUCACUGAACAAGAAUGCAACAUAUGUCGUUUCUUAUUUGUAAAACGAAGCAUUCAUUAGAUUUAAGUCAUUACACCAUGUAGUUUUGAGAAAACCUACUGGUUAACUCCCAAAAUGACUGCAUGGUACUAGGUGUACAUAUGCGAAGAAUAAAAGAUAUUUCUGAAAUUUCUAUUGUAUGUUAUAUUUAGAGUAAUUUAUUGAGGAAUAUAUGAAAAGAAUUCUA